CGCCAAAUUAAAUAUUUCUCUUUUCUUUCUCGAGGAUAGUAGAGCUUGUUGAAGUGUAAUCUUUGGUUCUCGUGGUGAUUGUUUAUUUGAAUUUUUGUUAUUAGUGUAUAUAAUUAUUUAAAUUUAUUUUGUUUCUAGUUUAUUUAGUAGUACCGUACCGUAUUUUAUUUAGCGUUAUUGUGUAAAUUAGUGUUUAAUUAGUGUUAGUGUUAUUGUUUAAAUUAGUGUAAGUUGAAAUUCGCUGUAAAGAAAUGAAUACUGUAAAAAAAAGGUCCUCAAACUUUUCUGGUCCAGAAAUCAAUAAUUUAAUGAACAUUAUGUUUCAAGAGAUUCACAUAAUUGAGGACAAAAAAACCGACCACGUGUCUUUAAACCAAAAAAAGGAGUCCUGGCAAAGAGUUGUACAAUUGUACAAUGCAACAAACACUAACAAAAGAGAUUUAGCGUCUAUUAAAUCGAAAUAUGAUAACAUUAAACGUAAUAUGAAGAAGACAGUGGCCCAAAUGAAGCGAAAUAAAAAUAAAACUGGUGGAGGGCCACCAGAAAAGACAGAGUUAACGUGGUAUGAAGACCAGUUACACCAUAUUUUAAGUGAAAUCGUUGAUGGCUUAACAGCAGAAGGUGACAGUGAUGAUCGUAACAUGACCCAGGCAUGCAGGCCUAUAAAAGAACAUAUGCCUAUAAAAGAAAAUUUGCAUAUAGAAGAAAAUGAUAAUGAAGUCCAGGAAGAUUGGCAAGAAGUAGACAAUCAAGCUGACUCAAUUUCAAUUGAAGAUGGCCCGGGUACAUCCGGAAUUGGACAAGAAGUGACCCAAUGUAAAGUGGACAGUAAAAACCAAAAUCAAGGCAAAGGAAACAGAAAAAGAACUACCUCAACAACGACAGAACGAGGAGAAAGCCUUGAAAAAUUCAGCAAACUGGCUCAAACUAAAACAGAAGUAUCAGAAUUGCAAAAAAGUUGCUACGAAGCAGAUUUGAAUAAUAAAGAAAAUGAUGCAUUGAAAAAACAAGAAGAGUGGGACAAGAAACAAGAAAUGCUGGAUUUAGACCUGCUUAUAAAACAAGAAGAAUAUGAGGAGCUGCUAAGACAGAAUGCUAGGAGGGAAGAACUGUUUCAGUUGGAGAGGAGAGAGAGAAGGUUAAGAGUAUUUAUUUUACAAAAGAAAAGAAACAGAAUGAAUAAAUAAACAAUUAUUCUCAGA
Diabrotica virgifera virgifera (western corn rootworm) is the source of this 1202-nucleotide messenger RNA. RefSeq lists its product as uncharacterized. The record is from RefSeq and is a predicted model, not a curated record. Gene Ontology annotation, cellular component: nucleus. The transcript has 3 exons. The coding region runs from base 252 to 1187 and encodes 311 amino acids. NCBI's taxonomy places the organism in Eukaryota, Metazoa, Arthropoda, Insecta, Coleoptera, Chrysomelidae.